Molecule: messenger RNA, 2247 nt
Organism: Salvia splendens (bonfire salvia)
Lineage: Eukaryota; Viridiplantae; Streptophyta; Magnoliopsida; Lamiales; Lamiaceae
Gene: MCM9
Product: minichromosome maintenance 9
Exons: 20
Coding region: 58-2031 (657 amino acids)
Biological process (GO): double-strand break repair via homologous recombination
Cellular component (GO): MCM complex; nucleus
Molecular function (GO): single-stranded DNA helicase activity; ATP binding; single-stranded DNA binding
Source: RefSeq, a predicted model, not a curated record
UGCCGCCAAUUUCACCAAAUACACACUCUCACACACAGAGUAACAGAGGCGGCGUUGAUGGAGAAACAGAGCGGGCACGGCAAAGAAAUGGCGGCAUUUCUGAUUCAGAAUCACUUGGACGAGCUCCGAAGUAUCAUCCUCUCUUCCGAUCCUCGCCUUCACUAUCCUCUCCACGUUGAUUUUGCUGAAUUAAUGGAUGACAAUCCACCAUUGGCACACCUAAUUUUCGAACACCCUAAGGAAUUUCUACCUCUCUUCGAUGAUUCUGCUGUCUGGGCUCAGAGAGUUAUCUUUGAGGAUUUCAAGAGAAUGGAGAAUGCUAGUGUAAAGGUAUAUACACACAUUCGGAUAAAUGUCGCUGGCUCUCCUCUUGAAUGCCCUGAAACUUUUCCAAGUAUUGGACGUGUGAGAGUAAAGCAUCGGGGAAUUCUUCUCACUCUCAAAGGCACGGUAAUUAGGACUAGUGCAGUCAAGAUGAUUGAAGGGGAGAAGAUAUAUGAGUGUAGAGUGUGCAAACACAGGUUCAAAGUGUACCCAGAGGUGGAAACUGGAAAUUCCAUACCCCGUCCUACUUUUUGCCCUUCUCAGAAUUGUGAAAGCAUACGGUUCCAGAUAAUAGAAGAAAGAAGCAUAUGUCAUGAUUAUCAGGAAAUUAAAAUUCAAGAAAGCACACAAGUUUUAGGUGUUGGAGCUAUCCCUCGUUCAAUCCCUGUUAUCCUGAAGGAUGAUCUUGUUGACAUUGUUAAAGCUGGAGAUGAUGUGAUUGUUACUGGAGUUUUGACAGCUAAAUGGUCCUCAGACAUGAAGGACGUGCGUUGUGACCUCGACCCUGUACUGAUUGCUAAUCACGUCAGGAGAAUGAAUGAGUUAAAGUCAGAUGUAGAUAUUCCUGAAGACAUUAUUUUGAAAUUCAAAAACUUCUGGACCAAUUUUAAGGACUCCCCAUUGAAAGGAAGAAAUGCCAUUCUUCGAGGUAUCUGCCCACAGAUAUUUGGACUCUUUACUGUCAAGCUUGCAGUUGCGCUAACGCUUAUUGGAGGUGUUCAACAUGUUGAUGCUUCUGGAACAAAGAUCCGAGGAGAGUCCCAUUUGCUUUUGGUGGGAGAUCCUGGCACGGGAAAGUCUCAGUUCCUAAAAUAUUCUGCGAAGUUGAGCAAUAGAUCUGUAAUUACCACUGGGCUAGGGAGCACUAGUGCUGGACUGACUGUCACUGCAGUCAAAGAUGGAGGGGAAUGGAUGUUGGAAGCUGGAGCCCUGGUGUUAGCAGAUGGUGGUCUUUGUUGUAUAGAUGAGUUUGACAGCAUGAGGGAACAUGAUAGGGCAACUAUUCACGAAGCUAUGGAACAGCAAACCAUAAGUGUGGCCAAGGCUGGUCUUGUAACAACUCUGAGCACAAGAACAAUUGUUUUUGGUGCAACAAAUCCGAAGGGACAUUAUGAUCCAGACCAGCCACUGUCUGUCAACACUGCACUCUCUGGACCCUUACUGAGCAGAUUUGAUAUAGUGCUUGUCCUCUUAGAUACAAAAAAUCCAGAAUGGGAUUCAGUUGUUUCAUCUCACAUUCUUUAUGAGUCUGAAGAGAAUAAAGGAAAGCAGGAUAAAAAUUUAUCUGACAUGUGGUCUCUUACCAUGCUAAGGAGGUACAUUCAUUUCGUGAAGGGAUAUUUCAGACCUGUUCUUACAAAGGAGGCUGAAAAGGUCAUAUCAAGCUAUUAUCAACUCCAAAGACGGUCUGCCACUCUCAAUGCAGCCAGAACAACUGUCCGGAUGCUGGAAAGUUUGAUUCGCCUUGCACAAGCGCAUGCAAGGCUGAUGUUCAGAAAUGAAGUCACUCGGUUGGAUGCAAUCACUGCUAUAUUAUGCAUUGAAUCAUCCAUGACAACCUCCGCAAUUGUGGACAGUGUCGGGAAUGUAUUGCAUUCCAAUUUUAUGGACAACCCUGAUCAAGAAUAUGCCAAGCAAGAAAGGCUCAUCCUUCAGAAACUGAGAUGCAUAGAGGAUUUUCCUGCGAUAGAUAUUGCUAGUGAUUAAGUUGUUUGAGGAUGGGUGCAUGACUCCACUGCUGCUGGAAAGAUGCUAAAAAGGUAACAAAUGUUUCUUGAGAUAAUCAUCUGUUCAAUUCUAAGAUUUUGGAGAGAGAGUCAAUAGAGAGCAGAAAGUUCAAGGGUAUAUGCAUGAUAAUCAACAUCUGAUGUAGCUCUUGAAAUGUUCAGCAUAUCGAGUAUCAUAUUCAAUUAAUUUAGGUAA